ACGAGGCUCUGGAGAUUUUCGAAGUAGCCUGUGCUUCUUCCUGGAUGGACAGGGACAAGUAAAAUUUAUAGGGCGCCACUGAAGGUGUGGAGAACACAAACCCACCUGGCUUCAUGUCCCCUUACUGAAUGGCGUUUGCUACAGCAGCUCACUGAGCACUGUGUUCCUUGAGAUUCUGAACUUGCAACAAGGAAACCAGCCGGGGAAGAUGCUGAGUUCUAUCAAGUGUGUGCUGGUGGGAGACUCCGCUGUGGGGAAGACCUCUCUGUUGGUGCGCUUCACCUCAGAGACCUUCCCGGAAGCCUACAAGCCCACAGUGUAUGAGAACACAGGGGUGGACGUCUUCAUGGAUGGUAUUCAGAUCAGCCUGGGUCUCUGGGACACAGCUGGCAAUGACGCUUUCAGAAGCAUCCGCCCCCUGUCCUACCAGCAGGCAGAUGUGGUGCUAAUGUGCUACUCGGUGGCCAACCAGAACUCUUUCCAGAACUUGAAGAACAAGUGGAUUGGGGAAAUCAGGAGCAACUUGCCCUGCACUCCUGUGCUGGUGGUGGCCACCCAGACUGACCAGCGGGAGAUGGGGCCCCACCGGUCAUCCUGUGUCAGUGCCAUAGAUGGAAAGAGACUGGCCCAGGAAGUGAGAGCCAAGGGAUACCUUGAGUGUUCAGCUCUCAGUAACCGUGGGGUACAGCAGGUAUUUGAGUGUGCUGUCCGAACUGCUGUCAACCAAGCUAGGAGGCGCAACAGAAGACGGCUUUUCUCCAUGAAUGAGUGCAGCAUCUUCUAG
Molecule: messenger RNA, 784 nt
Organism: Chrysochloris asiatica (Cape golden mole)
Lineage: Eukaryota; Metazoa; Chordata; Mammalia; Afrosoricida; Chrysochloridae
Gene: RHOH
Product: ras homolog family member H
Exons: 1
Coding region: 209-784 (191 amino acids)
Biological process (GO): small GTPase-mediated signal transduction
Molecular function (GO): GTP binding; GTPase activity
Source: RefSeq, a predicted model, not a curated record